AUAUACCUCGCCGGGGUAAUGCCCGGACCGAAGUCGCCUUCCUUGGACCAAGUCAAUCACUUUCUCAGACCCCUUGUGCAAGAGCUCAAUGUCUUCUGGUCUCGAGGCGUCCAUUACACCCGUACUGCAUGCCGACCUCGAGGACGCUUGACCAAGUGUGCUGCGUUCCCACUUAUCUGUGACCUCGCCGCCGCCAGGAAAACCAGUGGACAGGCCUCUCACAGCUCCGCGAUGUUCUGUUCCUUUUGCCAACUACUCAAGCCCUCCAUCAAUAACUUAGACAAAGCUUCAUGGCCGAGACGGGACUGCAAUGCCUUCCGCCGAUGUGCCGAGGAGUGGAAGGCGGCGCCGUCCGAGCGCCGUCGGGAACAGCUGUUCAAGAUCUCUGGCAUUCGCUAUUCCACCCUUCUUGAUCUUCCGUACUGGCGACCUACUCGAUAUGUCGUUAUCGACACUAUGCACAAUCUGUUUCUGGGGCUUCUUCAACGGCAUUGUCGUCGAAUUUUCGGGAUGGACGUCACUAUCACCUCAGAAGAUGAAUCCGGCGCCGACAUCGAACCUGAU
Messenger RNA from Trametes versicolor FP-101664 SS1, 564 nucleotides. RefSeq lists its product as uncharacterized. The record is from RefSeq and is a predicted model, not a curated record. The transcript has a single exon. The annotation marks the transcript as partial. NCBI's taxonomy places the organism in Eukaryota, Fungi, Basidiomycota, Agaricomycetes, Polyporales, Polyporaceae.